Messenger RNA from Arabidopsis lyrata subsp. lyrata, 1251 nucleotides. Its product is annotated as transcription factor RAX3. Lineage: Eukaryota; Viridiplantae; Streptophyta; Magnoliopsida; Brassicales; Brassicaceae. The record is from RefSeq and is a predicted model, not a curated record. The coding region runs from base 214 to 1134 and encodes 306 amino acids. The transcript has 3 exons.
UUCUUACAAAGACUUUUUGACAUCUCCUCCAGCUAUUAUAUAGUCUCUUUUUUUCUUUUCUGCAUUCACAUAAUAUUUCCCCUAUAUAGUUUACACAACAUCAUACCCACCAAUAUAUAUUAUCUUGAUCAUAGAGAGAUAAACAGAGACAGAUAUCAAUAACAAUACUUAGACCAAGAUCAAGAACAAGACAUCACUAGGAGUACUAGAAGAAUGGGAAGAGCACCGUGUUGUGACAAAGCAAACGUGAAGAAAGGGCCUUGGUCUCCUGAGGAAGAUGCAAAACUCAAAUCUUACAUUGAAAAGAGUGGAACAGGAGGCAAUUGGAUCGCUUUGCCUCAGAAGAUUGGUUUAAAGAGAUGUGGGAAGAGUUGCAGGCUGAGGUGGCUUAACUAUCUGAGACCAAACAUCAAACAUGGUGGCUUCUCUGAGGAAGAAGAAAACAUCAUUUGUAGCCUCUAUCUUACUAUUGGUAGCAGGUGGUCUAUAAUCGCUGCUCAAUUGCCGGGACGAACAGACAACGAUAUAAAAAACUAUUGGAACACGAGGCUCAAGAAGAAACUUAUUAACAAACAACGCAAGGAGCUUCAAGAAGCUUGUAUGGAGCAGCAAGAGAUGAUGGUGAUGAUGAAGAGACAACAACAACAACAACAAAUCCAAACUUCUUUCAUGAUGAGACAAGACCAAACAAUGUUCACAUGGCCACUACAACAUCAUCAUGAUCAGGUACCAACACUUUUCAUGGAUAAAACCAACUCGUUUUGCGACCAAGAAGAUGCUAAGCCAGUGAUCAAGAUCGAAGAUCAGGAACUGGAGAGAACAAACCCUCAUCAUCAUCAAGAUUCGAUGACAAACGCUUUUGAUCAUCUCUCUUUCUCUCAACUCUUGUUAGAUCCUAAUCAUAACCACUUAGGAUCAGGAGAGGGUUUCUCCAUGACCUCGAUCUUGAGCGCCAACGCAAACCCUCCAUUGCUUAACACAAGUAUUAAUGAUCAUCAGUGGUUCGGGAAUUUCCAGGCCGAAACCAUCAACUUGUUCUCAGGAGCCUCCACAAGUACUUCGGCAGAUCAAAGCACCAUAAGUUGGGAAGACAUAAGCUCUCUUGUUUAUUCUGAUUCAAAGCAAUUUUGUUAAUUAAUAUAUUAUUCUCAAGAUGAAACGUACAUCAUUAUUAUUAUUAAUUCGGGUAAUGCAAAGCUAGCUAGGGUACGUAUAUAUGCAAUAACGAUCUACUUUGUUUAAAUUUAUUGA